This is a messenger RNA of Triticum turgidum subsp. durum (durum wheat), 525 nucleotides long. Lineage: Eukaryota; Viridiplantae; Streptophyta; Magnoliopsida; Poales; Poaceae. The record is from the annotation of a GenBank genome assembly.
AUGGAUCCGGUGCUGCGGGGUGCGGCGAGCCUCGGUGGCGGCCAUGGCCAAGGUGGCACGGGAGGAGGAGGGGGAGGGGGAGGCGAGGCGCACUACAGGGGCGUGAGGAAGCGGCCGUGGGGACGGUACGCGGCCGAGAUCCGCGACCCGUGGAAGAAGACGCGGGUGUGGCUGGGCACCUUCGACACCCCCGUGGAGGCCGCCCUCGCCUACGACCGCGCCGCGCGAACCCUCCGCGGCGCCAAGGCCAAGACCAACUUCCCCGACCACGCCCACCACCACCACCACCGCCCGCCUAUGCAGCAGCCUGUUCCGUUCGGCGGCGUCGACCUCAACUUCCCUUCGCCGUGGCACUUCGUCUACUUCUCGCGGCCGCCGGCCGCGCCGGCGCCCCGUCUUCCGCAAGAAGCGUCUCCGGCGGUCUCCGUCCCGCCGUCGACGGCGCUCGAGCUCGGCGUGGCGCCCGGGCCCGCCGGCCUCCCGUUCGACCUCAACGAGCCGCCGUCGCUGCUGUUCGGGUCGUGA